Clunio marinus is the source of this 243-nucleotide messenger RNA. The record is from the annotation of a GenBank genome assembly. NCBI's taxonomy places the organism in Eukaryota, Metazoa, Arthropoda, Insecta, Diptera, Chironomidae.
AUGUAUAAAAUUAUAAAAGAUACUGAAAUAGUUUCUUCAAUUCUUCCACAGAUUUCUCCAAAUGCAUCAAUUAGCAUUCAGUUCAAAAAGCCAAAGAAAAUGAAAAAAGAUAGAAUCAAUAUUCAACAGAUUUCUGUAAUUAAAGCUUCCCUUGGAGAGAAAGAAACGAACAAAGCAGCAAGGAUCUUACCCAUUUAUGCCAUGAAUUCUUGUUCUAUAUCAUUGGCAUCAGCUGCACAAUAA